This is a messenger RNA of Tarenaya hassleriana, 1903 nucleotides long. RefSeq names its product rop guanine nucleotide exchange factor 12-like. The record is from RefSeq and is a predicted model, not a curated record. Lineage: Eukaryota; Viridiplantae; Streptophyta; Magnoliopsida; Brassicales; Cleomaceae. Gene Ontology annotation, molecular function: guanyl-nucleotide exchange factor activity. The transcript has 7 exons. The coding region runs from base 267 to 1775 and encodes 502 amino acids.
AACACGCACCCCACGUCCCUUCCAAAUUCAUUGCACCCUAAAAAACAAACGACCUCCAUUGAUUUUCUCCCCCCACGAAAAACACAGUCAACAAUAGAACCCAAAAUCGCUUUGCCAGUAAACUUUAUUGAGCUUUUUUUUUUUCCUUUUUCCUUUCUUUUUUUUUUUAUUUUUUGUAUGUGAUUUUCUCCUCGGAUUUCUAUUCCACGAACCAUCUUUCCAUUUUCUCUUCUGGUUUGAUCUGGGAAGAAAAAGAGAGAAAAAAAAUGGUUCGUGCAAUGGAACAGGAACAGGAAAGCUACAGGACGAGGCUGUUCAACUUCAAAUGGAGGAAUAAUGAGGGCAAUAACAACAACACGGGGAAACACGGGAAGAGUCUGAGCGUGGAGACAGGCUUGGAUGAGGCGGCUUCCGGGAAUGUUGGAGCUUUGUAUAACGAUGAUGAGAAGGGGCCAUUUCCGUCAUCAAGGCCCUCCUCCACGGACGAAGCUGCUCUCGCCGCUGCUCUCGCCAGAGAAAAACAGCUUCUUGCGGACUUGGAGCAGAUGAAAGAGAGAUUUGCAAAACUGCUACUGGGAGAGGACAUGUCAGGAGGCGGCAAAGGAGUUUCAUCAGCACUUGCUCUGUCCAACGCCUUCACUAACCUCGCAGCUUCUGUGUUUGGAGAGCACCGGCGAUUGGAACCGAUGCCAGCAGAGAGGAAAGCACGAUGGAGAAAAGAGAUAGAUUGGCUUCUCUCCGUCACUGAUUACAUCGUCGAGUUCUCUCCUUCCCAGCAGAAAAGCAAGGACGGAACAAACAUGGAGAUAAUGACGACACGCCAAAGAAACGAUCUUCACAUGAACAUCCCUGCAUUGAAGAAACUAGACGCUAUGCUUAUCGAUUGUCUGGACAACUUCAAGGACCAUAACGAGUUCAGUUAUGCCUCGAAAGACGAAGCGGCAGCAGCAGAGUCCGAGACGAGAAACGACUACAAAUGGUGGAUUCCAAAGGUGAAAGUACCAGAGGAAGGGCUAUCAGAGUCGGCCAGGAGGUUCUUGCAGCACCAGAAAGACUGCGUCAACCAGGUUCUCAAAGCAGCUAUGGCCAUUAACGCACAGGUUUUGUCUGAGAUGGAGAUCCCUGAGAGCUACAUAGACUCACUCCCCAAGAACGGGAGGGCGAGUCUGGGGGAUCAACUGUACAGGAACAUAACGGUGGAGUUCUUCGAUCCGGACCAGUUCCUGAGCACAAUGGACAGGACGUCGGAGCACAAGAUGGUGGACCUGAAGGACAGGAUAGAGGCGUCGAUUGUGAUAUGGAAGAGGAAGAUGAACCAGAAGGACAGCAAGACAGCGGCAUGGGGAGCAGGGGUUAGCCUGGAGAAGAGGGAGCUCUUCGAAGAGAGAGCAGAGACGAUUCUUCUGAUUCUGAAGCAGCGGUUCCCUGGGAUCUCUCAGUCGACGCUUGAUAUAAGCAAGAUCCAGUUCAACAAGGACGUGGGACAGGCGGUGCUGGAGAGCUACUCGAGAAUACUGGAGAGCUUGGCCUACACUGUUCUGUCCAGAAUCGAGGAUGUCUUGGCGGCCGACAGAGCGGCCACUCCCAGCCCCCGAGACUCUGAGAACAUGACUCUUCUGGAUUUCAUGGGAUGGGAUUUCGAACAUGCCAAGAAAGAUUGCUCCGAUGAUCUUCACAAGGAGAAGGAGAAGAUUUCCAUUAACGUCGUCACCCCCAAGAAGAGUUCCUACCUCGAAACCCUAGGCGGCGUCAGGAGUCCCACCGCCCGCCACUGACUCUUCCCUCUCCAUCCAUCCUUAGGCCAAAUCCCUAAUCGACGAACGAACCCACAAGAAAAAAAUUGGACCUUUUCUCAAUUUUGGAAUUCGGAAGUACAUGCAUGCAUAUAAUAUAUAUAUAUACA